Messenger RNA from Linum tenue, 2537 nucleotides. Lineage: Eukaryota; Viridiplantae; Streptophyta; Magnoliopsida; Malpighiales; Linaceae. The record is from the annotation of a GenBank genome assembly.
AUGGAAGAAUCUCGCGAUGGAGGUUGGACCCUCGUCACUCGUAAACCCUAUUUUGGUCUCCCAACUGCUUGCCCAGUUUGUCUUCCCGUUUACAUCUACCUCAAAUUUGGUCGCUGCCCUUUCAAUUUGGAGCUCAAUUCGUCUUACCCGGAUUCAGGUACGCGCGUAAUGGACUUCUUUCUGAUUCUCUCUCUUUUGGCUUUUGGGAGCAAUCAAAUUCCCUACAUUGAGGGUGGAACUUAUGUGGCUUACAACAACGAAAAGGGUGGGGUUAUACAACAAUUGAAGCAGGAUGGAGUUGUUGAUUUGGAUUCUGAAUUCAGCUCGUUGCCAGAAUGGGUAUCAAUGAAGGCAAUGAUGAGUUCAUGGCUAGCUGAUGCAAUCACUUACGAGCUCUGGCUAGGAUCUGGUGAAAAUUCCGCCAAGCAGAUUUAUUAUUCGGAUCUUCCUUGGGUGAUAGGGAAGGUUCUUUUUGUUAAACAAGUUUAUGAUGUGAAGCAGCGAUUUCAUAUAAGUAAACAAAAUGCCGAGAAAAAGGAAGAAGAGAUUCAUGAUUGUGCAAAAGCUGCAUACCGAGCUUUGUCUGCAAAGUUGGGGGAACAAGAUUUUCUUUUUGAGAGCAGGCCAACAAGCUUGGAUGCAGACCUUGUCGGGCAUGUGCUUUUCAUUCUUCAAGCUUUACCUGAAGACUCAGUUCUCCGGACUGCUGUCUUGGAGCAUGAAAAUCUCAUAAGGUAUGCUGAAAGACACAGGAAUGAUAUCCUAAAUUCUGAUCCAUCAAGUGCAUCUGCUUCAAAUUUCCAGCCUCCACCAUCAGCAGCUCAAACAAGUUCAACUUCUUCUCCCAGGCGUACAAUCUGUCCAAUGUCGACUGGUGGCCACCAAAGAUCGCGCAGUUAUCAUCUGAGACGUCACUACUGCAGCUAUCCUCGGGUUCAUCUCUGAAGGAAGAAGAGCUGGCCAGGAAUCUCGAUGACGAUGAACGAAACGAAGCUGAUCGGAUUAGCGCGACUGGAUUCAGCAUUUUCAAUGCUGCGAGAUCAUUUGAGGUGGAUGAUAUUGAAUACUGAGCUCUGCUAGACUCUAACAAACCAGAAACCACUUUAGCUGAAUCACAGAUCCUUCCAAACUGAUCUUCCAGAUCCUUGACAACUUCUGCCAUGCUUGUUGGUCUUCUGUUAACAUAGGCUGUAAAACCUUGUUUCUCAGCUUCUUUACUACCACUACCAACAGCCACAGCUUGUCGAUUACGUGGCUGGACUUGUCUCGAAUUCUGGUUUCGAGACACCUCAAUCCUUGUAGAACUAGUUUGUGGCCGCUGCUGAGAAGAACCCUUCAUCAUGAUCUCGUCUUUGCAGUCACCUUCAAAGCAUAUAUCAUCAUCGUCGUCGUCAUCAUCAUCAUCAUCAUCAUCUUCAUCAACAUCUUCAACUAGUACUUCUUCCUUGGGGUACUCAUUGUGCUUUACCGGAGGAGGACGAGGAGGAGCUUGUUGUUGUUGUUGUCGAGGAGCUUGUUGUUGUCGUUGUUGAUGUCGUUGUUGUUCUCUCCUUUCAUCAACUUCAUGCUCAGUUUCAUCUUCCAAGUCAGGAAUACCUUCUUCCUCUCUAACCCGUCUCAACCCUCUAAUCUCAUCAUCUCCACCCAUGUGGUGAUCAAUGCUGCUACGAACCGGGUAGCCAUAGUAAUCCAAUGAAGAGAAAGGAUCCCAGAAGCCAUCCCACUGAGAUGUCUGAGGUGAAGGUGGAGGAAUGUAGGCUCUAUCAUUGGAGGGAGAGUAAGAGAAGAAUGAAGAAGAAGGUUGUUGUGGUGCAAAAAAAUUAUCACCCUGAUAAUAAUCCAUCAUUGGUGGAUAAGCAUCCAUAUGGUACGUUUGUGGUGACUGAGGUGGUCUCUCCUCGACAAACACUGGCUGGUUCCCACCUGAUCUUAGGUAGCUUGGUGGAUAAGCAUCCACAUGGUACGUUUGUGGUGACUGAGGCGGUCUCUCCUCGACCAACACUGUCUGGUUCCCACCUGAUCUUAGGUAGUUGACUGUCACAGUCGGCCUAGUUCUAGACUGUGGAAGUGCUGGUGCGAACGAUUUAUGUGAGCUCGAGAUAAACUGCGGGCUUCUACUGCCUUUCUUCGAUGGAGUGGUGAACUGUGGUGGAGCUAUGAAGGAGUCCAGAAACAAAUCCUGAGGCUCACCGGAUUCUACAUAGUCAUGGACGGCAGCAGAUACCCUUUUCAAUGACUGAACAUAAGCCAAGUGGCUGGACGCGAACCUUGUUCUCUGCUCUACCGCUUGCUUGAUGAACUUUUUCCGAUCUUUACAUAGCUGUACUGCUUCCUCAUCGUCCAGCUUCGAUGUUGAGCAUCCCAUAUUCCCCCUUUCACCUCUUCUGCACAAGUGUCAUUUGCUUAUUCUUUUUCAGCUCUUUGAAGAACCCCAAUGGCACUGGCCACUGAGAGAUCCUCUUAGAACAGACCCACAAUAGCGUUUCUUUGUUCUUUUUCACUUCUGAUCAAGCUUCAACCCCUGAUGAGAUUCAACU